GAGAAUGUGAGAGUGUGAUGACGAGUGACGGCUGAUAAACAAUGUGUGUGUGUUUUAAGUGGACGAGUUAAAGGGAAAGUGUGUGUCUGUGUGCGCUGUGGUCACCAUGGUCUUCCUCAGACGGAGGACACUGCUUCGCUACCUGUUCCUGUCGGCCAUGUUGGCUCUGCUCCUCUUCAUCAGCUCCUUCUGGCUCCCUCAGGGUGGAGUAGGCGAAUGUGGCAGCGCCUGGCAGCCAUGUUUGAGUUUUUACCACCUCUCGCCAGAGCCUCCAUUGUUACCUGCAGAGAGGGCGGGGCCCAGCGAAGCCCCGCCCCUCAUAAAGGAGUGUCCUGGCCAAUCGUUUCAGGCCUGGCGUCUGCUCCAGUAUUUAAAGUCCAGCCUGGCCGACGCUGACGACAUCCUGCUGGAGCCGUACCUGCAGAGCUGGGAUCAGCUCCUCAACUUCAUGGAGUCUCUCGGGACGAUGGUCAGUUUGUUCUCUCAGAAGGUGAAGGAGAAGGUCGUACUGAUACGAGAGCUGUCACUCAAAUACAGCACAGAGGCUCAUGGGAAACGUGGUCCGUCUGACAGCUCUGGACUAAAAAAAGGGGUGAGUGUCGCAAAAACAUUGCAGGAUGAUUUGAAGUCAUCAGCUCAUUUUCUUUGUUCUCCUCUCCAGGCGUAUCGCUCGGUUCGGUCCAUGGUGGGGGCGGAGCUAAAGGCGGGCUUGGUGGACUUCACCUGGCGAACAGAUUCAGGGUGCAGGACGCUGCUGCGGCUGCAUCGAUCUCUGCUGUGGUUGAAGCUCAUGUUGGAGGGUUUGACUGAAGGACCGGACGCUGAAGGUCGAUACAAAACACCUGGAGAGCUGGGCAGGGAAGCCUACAAGGUGGCGCUGGCUCCCCACCACCCCUGGAUGCUGCGUCAGGCUGCAGAGUUCGUCUUCCUCGCCCUCCCGGACAGACAGUACUUCCUGCAGCUGGUGUGUGUGAUGAACCAGGAGGAGGCUGUGCCCGUCCUGCACACCAUCAUCCACGCCCUGAUGCUCGUGCACACACAGACCCAGCGAAUCCUGGCAGAACACAACAUGCUGGAACUGCCUUGAACGCAGCACGUCCACGCAGCACGUCGACGCCAUGACUGUACGCACAGAUAGAAAAGCUUCCUGUCAAUGUGCGGAGAGCUUCAAGGACAGAAACCACCAACAGACGACAAAAACACAACGUAAAACAGUCCGAGGUGGUGCCGACAGUGGUGGAGGAAAUAUUCAGGUCCAUCACUGCAGUGAAAAUACAACGUGCUCUGUUACAAGCUGACCUUUGACCUUUUGGAUGUAAAAUGUCAUCACUUCAUUAUUUCAUCCUGUCAGACACUUGUGUCAAAUUUUGUCAUAAUUAGUGUUUGAAUUCUUCAAG
Epinephelus lanceolatus (giant grouper) is the source of this 1397-nucleotide messenger RNA. RefSeq names its product ceramide-1-phosphate transfer protein-like. Gene Ontology annotation, biological process: ceramide transport; intermembrane lipid transfer. The record is from RefSeq and is a predicted model, not a curated record. NCBI's taxonomy places the organism in Eukaryota, Metazoa, Chordata, Actinopteri, Perciformes, Serranidae. Gene Ontology annotation, molecular function: ceramide 1-phosphate binding; ceramide 1-phosphate transfer activity. Gene Ontology annotation, cellular component: membrane; cytosol; cytoplasm.